Molecule: messenger RNA, 2027 nt
Organism: Rubroshorea leprosula
Lineage: Eukaryota; Viridiplantae; Streptophyta; Magnoliopsida; Malvales; Dipterocarpaceae
Source: the annotation of a GenBank genome assembly
GGGGUUUUCUGGGAUUUUAGAGCCACAGUGAGACACUAUAAAAAGUUGCUUUGCUCCUCAAAGUCUCCUCCUUUCUCUUUAUAUUUCAAUGUUUUCAUAUGGGUUAUGAUUCUUUCUGUUUAAGGAUUCAAGGAAGGACUCUGUACCAGCAAAAGCUUCAGGAAAGUCAGCUCUUUCAUUCAAAAAUGAACGGAGGAGAUCCAGCAAUCAAGCUCUUUGGCCGCAAGAUUCCUCUGCCAGAAAUCCAGAUUCAGGCUGGGGGCACUAGGAAUGAGACAACAAAUCCAGAAACUGAGAUUUCACAUGUAAACCCCUCAGAGGAGACAGGCAAGUGCAUUACCACAGAUGAUGAAAGGGAAAAACAUCAAGGUGCUGACCAAGUGAAUGAGGUGCAAGUGAACUUUAAGCCUAAGGAAGACCAUUCAGAGAGUAAUAAUACAGACGCAGAGAAGGCAUUUAAGAAGCCUGACAAGGUUCUUCCAUGUCCACGAUGCAACAGUUUAGACACAAAAUUCUGUUACUUCAAUAAUUACAAUGUCAACCAACCUCGACACUUCUGUAAGAAUUGCCAGAGAUAUUGGACAGCUGGUGGAACAAUGAGAAAUGUUCCUAUUGGUGCUGGACGUAGGAAGAAUAAGCACUUAGUUUCUCAGUAUCGUCAAAUAGUAGUUUCUCCUGAUGGAGUGCCAAUUACUCGUAUAGAAACCCCUGAUGCGGCUAAUCAGCAAAUUCUAUCUUCUGGUGAAUCUGCAACUGCAACCACCUUUAGGCCAUUGGUAGGAAAUGGAACAGUUUUAAAAUUUGGUACAGAAGCACCUCUCUGUGAUUCCAUGGAGACUGUGCUUAGCCUUGGAGAUCAGAACAGAUGUAAUGAAAAGGGGAUGGGCAACUCUAUAGAAAUAAGAGAGGGUCUUUCUUCUGGUGGUGGACCUUCCAUGACUGUUUCCAGCAUACAAGGAAAUGAAUUAUCGGAAAAUGCUGUGCGAAAGGAGCCAGCAGGUGUGCCAGGAUCUAAUGAGACAAAUGCACCACAUCCACUGCAUUGCUAUCCUGUUUCUCCAUUGGUUUUUCCUUUGAAUUCAGGUGUGAACAAUAUAGCUGCUAUGGCAGCAGGUCAAGGUUCUCAGCAAGCUUCUGCACUAAAUAGUAGUAAUGCUAACCCAGCUCAGUGGUGCUCUACACCAAUGGUGGCUGUUCCUGGAUUUUGCCCGCCGAAUAUUCCUCUACAGUUUGUGCCUGCUGCUUAUUGGGGUUGCAUGCACUUAUGGACUGCUGCAUCAGGAAAUAUGUCAUUGACUGGUUCUAAUGGUUGCUCAUCUCCUUCAUCUAAUAGCAACAGUUGCUUAUCAAGCAAUGGUUCACCAACACUAGGAAAACAUUCCAGAGAAGUGAAUUUUGUGGGAGAGGAGCAGUCAGACAAGUCUGUGUUGGUUCCUAAGAUACUUCGAAUUGAUGACCCAAAUGAAGCUUCAAGGAGUCCAAUAUGGACUACAUUAGGCAUCAAACCUGACCAGAAGGUUGCUGUAUCAGGAGGUAACAUCUUCAAAGCUUUUGAACAUAAAGAAAAAGGCAAAGACUGUUCACUGGAUGACAGUCAUAUUUUGGAAGCAAACCCUGCAGCUCUUUCUCGCUCUCAUACAUUCCAAGAGAGCACAUGAAGGUCCGUAGAAAUAUUUGGUGUGAAAAGCUUUCUUGUUAUAUCCUCUAUGCAGAUUGAAAGUUGCUCCCAUCUUGAUUGCUUUACAUCCGGGGCAUACAUGGUUCUGCUCCACUCCAAACACAAUCAAUGAGUUUAUGCAAAGCAGAAGCUUCUGAGAUAAUACCUGGGGAUUGUCGACAUAUCAACUCUCCUUAGAGCUGUGUAAAUAGUAAAGGACAGCAAUUGAGUGGUUGUUCAUCUUUAUUCACAGCCCAAUUUCAAGUUUCAACUUAUAAACAUGCUUGUCUUUCUUUCCAUAAUUUUCCCAGUAACAGAAGGAUGAGAGGAUGUUCCUCUACUUGUUAUAUAUUAAAAUUAUGUUGUUAAA